Galleria mellonella (greater wax moth) is the source of this 1272-nucleotide messenger RNA. RefSeq names its product glycine N-methyltransferase. The record is from RefSeq and is a predicted model, not a curated record. Gene Ontology annotation, biological process: protein homotetramerization; regulation of gluconeogenesis; one-carbon metabolic process. Lineage: Eukaryota; Metazoa; Arthropoda; Insecta; Lepidoptera; Pyralidae. Gene Ontology annotation, molecular function: identical protein binding; glycine binding; S-adenosyl-L-methionine binding. Gene Ontology annotation, cellular component: cytosol. The transcript is spliced from 6 exons. The coding region runs from base 264 to 1142 and encodes 292 amino acids.
ACAUAUCAGAGAUUCAGUGUGCGCGCGCAGUCUCCGAGCCGGCCGGUGUCGCUUCGUUUAAAACGCUCACUAUUGCAUCAUACACCAUACGUACUAAGUUUUACUUAUAAGAAGCCUAUUUCGCGAUACGUCCGAUUCUGAUACGGUGCAUACCUUCAUAUAAAGAGGAAACAUUGUGUUUUAAAUAUUUUAUAAACAAUAAUCUAGGAAGUAGAACGUGGUCAGUGAUAAGUCGUAUUAGCGAAAAGAAAUUUUGAGCAACAAUGUCGGCAGAUAAGGUUUUCCACUCGAGGUCCGAAGGUAUACCUUCCGAAGGUGUGAAGGAUCAGUACGCAGACGGUAAGGCAGCGAGGGCGUGGAACAAAUUCAUCGGAGACAGCCACCAGCGCACGCAGAAUUAUAAAGAUUUCCUGAUAGGACGUUUGCGGAGACACGGCUGCGAGAGAGUUUUGGACACUGCUUGCGGUACCGGAAUAGAUUCUAUGAUGUUGGUCGAAGAGGGAUUCAAAAUGGUGUCCAUAGACGCCUCCGACAAGAUGUUAAAGCACGCACUCAAAGCCAGGUGGGAGAAGAGGAAAAACCAUAAAUAUGACGAGUGGAUAAUAGAAGAAGCAAACUGGGAGACGUUGCCUCGGGACAUACAGUCGUUUCUGCCAGAUUCGCAAUUUGACGCGGUAAUCUGCUUGGGGAACUCAUUCGCCCAUCUACUAGACGAAUACGGCGACCAGAGGAUGCAGAAGAUGUGCCUCAGGAACUUCGCCGAGUGCUUGAAACCUGGUGGUCUUCUGUUCAUUGACCAUAGGAACUACGACGCGAUGAUAGAGCACGGAGCUACGCCUGGACACUCCAUUUAUUAUAAUUGUAAAUAUCCGGUGGACAUCAAAACAUCAGUACUGGUGGUGCGCGGGAAACCAGAGUUAGUUGCACUAGACUACUGUAUAGAUGGCGCUAAUGACGACGACAAUGAAAGGAGCGACUUCCGUCUUUGCUACUACCCGCACAAACUGGAUACAUUCACCAGAAUGUUGGACGAAGCGUUCGACUAUCGCGCCAAGCAUCAGAUCUUCGCCGAUUUCAAACCUAUAGACCAGGUUUCAGUACCAGGAUUUUAUAUACACGUGAUGGAAAAAGAUAGUAUGUAGUCUAUAUAACUAAAUUAUACUUUUACUAAUUUAGAAUUAUAUUAAAGUUGACAAUUAUAAUAGGUAUUUAUUUACUUCUACUGUCUUUUUUUUAUUUUAAAUUAUUAAUAAAAAAAAAGUUGAAACUGUU